UUAAAAUGCAUUGCGCUAACAGCAGCAUACAGCUUUUAAAUCACGUGCUACUAGUGUUAUGUGUUGUUAAUUACAUUCAAUGCAGUUACGACCAAAAGGACGUGGUUCGAAUCUUUGGUCCACGACUAGUACCUGAGCACAGUGAGCUGACGUUGGAAUGCGAAGCUGUAGCGGAAGAUCUUCAAAACGCUACCAUCAAUUGGUUCUUUUCAGAAAUCAUGACCCCUAUAAGCACAAACAAGUAUCAUUCGCCAACCGUUGGAAAAAGCACGCUUCAAAUCAAUCACGUAUUAAGACAGCAGACCAACAUUUAUUACUGCUGUUUGAAUGACUCAACAACGAUUUGUGCAUCGCAGAGUGUGAUCGUACUGUACACAACAUUGGAUCGUCAGAUAAUGCCGAUCAACGAAACGAGUGGUGUACUGAUUCUACAAACUCAAUCUGCCGACGGUGUUCCGGAGCAGUUAGUCAAAUUUAACUUCGCGCUAUGUCUACGCUACAGAUGGAAGUUUGAAAAUGUUGAUAUCGUAUCGUUGGCCGGUACUGAUCACCAUCACAACGAGACGGUCAGGAAAAAAAUUGACCGAACACUAUUAUGGAACCAUCUGUACUAUAAUGUGGAGUACAAUCUUCGUACCGAGAGUCGAUUAUUUCAAGUCCAAUUAAGUGACAGCGUGUCCGAGGCAGCGUACUAUUUGUAUGUCUUUUUAAAUGGCAAACCUAGACCGAAGAUGCAUGAUAUCGCGAUGCUACCCGACACGGGAUUCAUCGAUUUGAGCUGCUGGGGAACGGCAGUCCCUGCACCGAGAGUGACGUUUUCCUUCACACCAUGUCCAUCACAGGAGUGGAACAAUUGUAACCACCCGCCAGUUACUUUAGCUGAAUCCACAUCCACUAGAAGUUCGAUCGCCUUCAACGAAAGUACGCAAGUGAUCGGUUCGACCUUAUCUUCCGGUAUAGUGCACUGUAAGGCUACCAACUCCCAGGGUACAUCCUGGACGCACGCCAAACUGUUCCAGCUCCAUCAGUACGAAGCAAUAACGUUACGGGUAGUGCACCCGAGUAGCGUAAUCUACGUAGGCGAUACGAUCACUGCCCAAUGCUCCGUAGAUCGUUACAAUUUCACAAACAGAUUUACGUUCCGUGUCCUCGAUCUACGAGAGGAAGCAUUGGGUCUUCAAGAAAACUUUAACUGGGUAGCUAAUUUAACGAUUAACAAUGUCACAAUAUCCCAAAACCGUAUAGUAUGCGAAUCACUGCAUCAAAAUGGAACACUAAUAAGCAAAACAUUAGCGUUAAGCAUUGUACAGCCCUACAUAGAAGCUCAGGACAGGGUGAGACAUUUGGUUGCAGAACCCGACACACAAUUACUACUAAGUUGUAAUGUGAACGGUAGGCCUAUGCCGCAGUACCGCUGGUUUCAAAAUGGCAUCGAACUGCCGCACACCAACUUUAUGCUGAUUGCAUCAGUAUCCGGAGACGACAAGUUUGAAUGUAUCGCAAGGAAUCGAGUGGACGAGUUGACCAUAACAUGGUUGAUAUCGAGUAGUGGUAGCAAUAGUGGUACAGGUAGUAUAGAGUUUAAUUCUCACUGUAUAACAGCCAUUGUUCUCCUGCUUAUAGCUAUUAUGGGAGCUGUCUUGUGUUACUUCAAAGCCAAGCAGCUAUGCACACUGUUCCGGCUUCUCAAAGCCAUCAGGACUCGCAGCCGAAAUUAUUGACAGAGUUCUCAAUAAAGUAUU
Molecule: messenger RNA, 1742 nt
Organism: Anopheles stephensi (Asian malaria mosquito)
Lineage: Eukaryota; Metazoa; Arthropoda; Insecta; Diptera; Culicidae
Product: tyrosine-protein kinase receptor ver-3-like
Exons: 4
Coding region: 6-1721 (571 amino acids)
Biological process (GO): cell-cell adhesion
Cellular component (GO): cell-cell junction
Molecular function (GO): cell adhesion molecule binding
Source: RefSeq, a predicted model, not a curated record